CCGUUUUUCUCAAAAUCUUCAAUUCGGGUACUCCUGUUGAUUUGGCGCAACACAUGCGCGGCCACCGCCACGCCGGCCCGCCCACGGGUGCCCCGCCUUCGGCUGCGGCCGCCACCGUUUCGCCGCCACGCCGCUGCACAUGGCUUGCUACGAGCCGCCGCUACACUACACCUCGUGGCACAACGACCACCUCGCGCGCGCCCACCGCGCCAGCCGCGGUGCCCGAUCGGCGCCGGCGGCGAGCAUCUUGUGCGUCUGCAGCGACACAAGCGUGAAGCAGGUGCCGUGGUGACCAUGAGGACAACCCAGAAGAACGUGGUGGCCACGUGGUUUUCCCCUUCGAUUGCUGGACACGGUCAACGGAUUUCGGAGAAGUGCGGGCGCCUCCGAUGUGCCUGUUCGUCGUCGGAGACGCGCGAGUCUCGGAGGAGAGGCUGGCGUGAUUUCUUGAUCAGGAUCGAUGAGUCUCUCUCCGAUCGUGGUGGUCGGGGAAGUUGGCAAGCGGGAGGUGGCCGCGACGCGCUCCAGGUGUUCGACAGAAAGCCUAGCUGGCCCAACUAGACGGAACAGAGGGGCCUGAUCGACACCUUUUGAGCACCUUGAAGCAAGUGGCGCACCGAGCAAUGGCAGAGGCAGCUCGUCGUUGCUGUUGAGGCUGCACGCACGCACGCGCCGGAAGAGGUGCCGCUGGUGGUCGUGGACGUGCUGCUUGCUGCUGCUACUAGUUGGUGCUGCUCUGCUCGAUCGGCAAACAGCAGUGGCCGGUGCCUGCAAUCGUCAUCUCCAGCUUGUCCCUGCACGCAUUGGACUCACAAUUACAAUGUUCCAAGAUGACGUUCCCAAAAUCCAUCAUCAACACCUCACAUUGUUCAAAGACUAGAGCCGCCGACCCGAAUUCAUAUCCCUGGAUUGAAUCGCCAAAGAAGGUUGAACACGUUCGUGAAAGCGUGGAGGAUGAAAUCCGUGGGAGGCGGGACACGAAGCGAGCCAUUCAUGGCUUCUUUGCUUAGCUACACUUGUUGGCUUUUUUUCUCAUUGAUGGACAAUGGAUGGAAGGUCAAUGAGUCCGUCUGGCUCAACGGGACUGGCACUGUGCUCUACUUUGUCUAUCUGAUGAUGUUUCUCUGCUACACGGACGAAGCCCAUCGAUGGAUCACAAUCGAGAGGUGGGUUCCCGGUGCUGUGUUUUACCUGUUUUUCAUAGCAAUCUUUGGAGUUCUGGCCGAGUGGACCUCGGUCGUCAAGGUGAUGUGCACGCUCGCUGGACUGGCCUCCGGGUGCACAUCACUCGUGCUGGCUGUGUCUGUGCUCGAGAGGAAGUUGGAGUCCUUGCCUGAUUGUGUGUCCACGACAGUGAGCCUACUUCACUAUUGCGUGUGGAUCACUCGUGACGCUAUCGACCCAAGAGAUUACUUUGAUAUGGUCCAAAAUGUUUGCGGCUUUGGUUGCUGCUUGGCUUUCCUCGCCCUGCCGUUCCUGCCCUUCUUCUGGACGGGGGAUGGGACGCGGGCCAAGCCAACACUGGCAGAUGAGGACGACCCCAACAGGCCACUUAUCUCUCUGCGUGGCGAACCACCCGCACCGCUGCAUCAGCCGCUGACUGCCGUCAACCCGCAUGCUACUGAGCUCGUCAACCUGCCGGCCACCAAUGUGUUCCAGGAGCCCAGGAGGGCGGGUUCGGCUCCAUCCACACCGAAGAACCAAGUUGAUGAUAGAUACACGCAGGGUGGUUUCGGCUCCAUCCACACCGAAUUAGUAAGUUGAUGAUACGCACAGAUGCUGGCUUCCUUAAUCAUGUGCCAGCAGUGCCAGAUCCAAGAGACAAAUCAAAUUCUGUCUUUUAUGCAAAAGAUUUUUUUUGACAUUCUGUACGGAGUACUGUAUAAUCCAUCUCCAAGAGACAAAUCAAAUUAGGAAACAGUUCUGAGACGCCACAUGUAUGUUUUUUCAAGAAUUUUGCAGAGAUGACGAAA
Molecule: messenger RNA, 1973 nt
Organism: Aegilops tauschii subsp. strangulata
Lineage: Eukaryota; Viridiplantae; Streptophyta; Magnoliopsida; Poales; Poaceae
Source: RefSeq, a predicted model, not a curated record